Molecule: messenger RNA, 606 nt
Organism: Brassica napus (rape)
Lineage: Eukaryota; Viridiplantae; Streptophyta; Magnoliopsida; Brassicales; Brassicaceae
Product: VQ motif-containing protein 1-like
Exons: 2
Coding region: 1-351 (116 amino acids)
Source: RefSeq, a predicted model, not a curated record
AUGAAAAAAAUCGUUAUUCAUGAAAAAGCCUAUGAUCGUAACACCAUACAUCAUCAAUAUUCUAGAGUUAGGUCUGAGCCGAUGAAGGUUGUCUUCAUUAACACACGGUACAUCCAGACAGAUGCUCGGAGCUUCAAGUCGAUUGUUCAAGAACUCACCGGUAAAAACGCCGUCGUCGCUGAGGGUCCUUUCGAAUUCUCCGCUCAAGGGUACGGUGGAAAAGAUUCAUCACAUCAGUAUUUUGGCGGCGGAAGAGAAGCAGAGGGAGGUGUAGAGACGACGGAGUUCGAUAGAUUUUUUAGGGAGAUGCCUCCGGUCGGCGAAUUGUUUAAUCUAUGGUCAGAAACUUGACUAGUGAAAAUUUGAAAAUACGUUUUUUCUUUUUUACUAUUUGAUUAGUUUUUUUUUCUCGUGGUUGUUAUGGCCAUUGGGUCUCAUCUUUGUAUCUUAAGCCCUUUUAAACACGAGCGAACCUAUAUUUUGAUUUCUUUUGCUUAAUAUGAUUUCUCUUUAUAGAGUGUUUUGCUUAAAGAUGUUGGUUCUGCUUUAUUAUGUGUACUCUGGCCUCUUAAAUGGUGUUUGAUAAGUUGUAGUUAAGUCUCCGGA